UGUGCGGGGCGGGGACACACCUGCAGAGAGAAACCUGAACCUCCCGGAAAAAGGUUUUUUUUUUCUUCUGCUGUUUCCUCGGUUUCCCUCCGUCAGGACUCACACCAACAGGUGGACAGAGAGAGAAUCCACGCAGGUACACUUUCACGACGAGUGGGUUCUUCUUUUAAGAAACGCCACGCGACGUUUGACUUGGUCUUCAUCUGUUACCUGUGUUAGUUUUGUGCGCUCGUCCUGAAGUCUUCAUUCAAGGAAAGGGAUUGUCUCCUGAAGACCAGACGGGCCUUCAGUUUCACCACGACACACAGGUCCAGGGUGGUUCACAGACUUCUGGGAGUUAAAGGAAAAAAGCAAGAAGAGGAGUUGUUUGGAGGGGAUAAGGAGUGCUUCAGGUGUUAGAGGUCUUUUCUUUAUUAUAGGAGUCUAAUCCAGGCAUUAAUCCCUCAUGGACUACAUGGACAGUGGACUGAGAUACACCCCAAAGUCGGACAAAGACUGGGACACCUCCGUGCAGUUCCUGCCCGCUUCAGAUAACAAAAAGCUUGAAAAGACAAGACGUCCGGGAAAGAUCGGGGCUGUGAUCGGCGUGGUGGUCUUUGCUGCUGUUAUCGCUCUGAUGACCGGACUGCUGGUCUGGCAUUUCCACUUCCGUAAAGAUGUGCGCACCAAGAAGAUGUUCAGCGGCUCCAUGAGGAUCACCAACCAGGUGUUUGAAGACGCAUAUGAGAACCCCAACAGCACUGAGUUCAAGAUUCUGGCCAAGCAGGUGACUUCACAGCUUAAAGGCAUCUACUCCAAGAGUCCACAGCUGGCCAAAUACUAUGUUGGCUCUACAGUCCAGGCUUUCAGUGAAGGCAGCGUUAUUGCCUACUACCUGUCCGAGUUCAACGUCCCCGCUGGCCAGGAGGCAGCUGUGGACCAAGCCAUGACCUCAAUGGACAAGCUCGUGGACAAAAAUCAGCGUAGCCUGUCCAGACCUGGGAACUCUCUGGUCUUUGAAGACGUGGUGUCUUCAGCUCUUGAUGCACGCUUGACUAUAUCAUCAUUCGACAGCUUCUUCAACUUUGUAGAACACGCAAAGGCUAAUGAAAUCGGACGGAUCCAGUCCCCUGGCUUCCCUGACCGUCCUUAUCCCAGCAACACCUUCAUGCAGUGGCGGCUGAGAGCAGACCCCGGCUACGUCAUCAAGCUGGACUUUGACACGAUGAACCUGGAGGAGGAUUGCAAGAAUGACUUUGUCAAAAUAUACGACUCCCUGGUGGCGAUUGAGAGUCGUGUGAUGGAAGAAAUGUGCGGCUACUACUCGCCUAGUGAACCCCUGACCUUCGUGUCCUCUGGUAAUGUCAUGCUGGUGACGAUGGCCACAAAUGAGAAGAAGAACUAUCCGGGUUUCAGAGCAAGAGUCUCACAAGUCCGUGGAGGAAGUAAAGGUAUUUCAUGUGGUGGACAGCUAACAGGAGAUAAAGGAAGCUUCACCACCCCUAACUUUCCCAGCUACUAUCCUCCAAGGAAACUGUGUCAGUGGACGAUCCAGGUCCCUGAUGGUAAGGCGGUGAAGCUGACUUUCAAAAAGUUCUUCCUGUCUGAGCCCGGGCAGGAAAACCAAAAGAGCUGCCGCAAAGACUUCGUGGAGGUCAAUGGAAAGAAACUGUGUGGAGAACAUCCUGAUGGAUCAUUGACUGAAACCAGCAGCACCAACACAAUGGAUGUGAAGUUUUACUCUGACUCCUCCUACGUGGACCGAGGUUUUGACGCUGCGUACGAGGCCAUUGACGUCAAAGACCCUUGUCCAAAGCAGUUCCAGUGCAGAAACCAGCGCUGCAUAAAGACAGAGCUCAGGUGUGAUGGAUGGAACGACUGUGGAGACAUGAGUGAUGAACUGAACUGCAAGUGCAAUGCGAAGGAUAUCGCCUGUAAAAACGGAUUCUGUAAGCCCAUGUUCUGGAAAUGUGAUGGUGUGGAUGACUGUGGAGACCGCACAGAUGAGGAGGACUGUGGUGGAUGUAAAUCUGGACAUAUGAAAUGCAAGAAUGAUAAAUGUGUGUCUGAGAAGACUCGCUGUGACGGCAGGAACGACUGCGGGGAUGGAUCGGAUGAGCUUGACUGCGGACGAACCGCUGCUACUAGCUGCACUGAUCUCACAUACAAAUGUAAAAACAAUAAAUGCAUCAGUAAAGUGAACCCAGAGUGUGACGGGACACCGGACUGUGAAGAUGGCUCUGAUGAGGAGAACUGUGACUGCGGGAGAAGUAUGUUCAAGACGUCUCGUAUUGUGGGCGGUCAGGAUGCAGAGGAGGGGGAGUAUCCCUGGCAGGUCAGCCUGCAUGUUAAAGGUUACGGUCACGUGUGUGGAGCGUCCAUCAUCAGUCAACGCUGGCUGGUCACUGCUGCUCACUGUGUGCAGGAUGAUGGAAAGACAAGAUACUCCCAGCCGGGCACGUGGGAAGCUUACCUCGGUCUCCACACGCAGAGAAAGAUUGGCAGCACUGUGGUGAAGAGGAAUCUGAAGCAGGUCAUAUCCCACCCCAACUACAAUGCAUACACCUAUGAUAAUGACAUCGCCCUGAUGGAGCUGGACACUCCUGUCACCUACACCGACUACAUCAAGCCCAUCUGCUUGCCGGCUUCCCAGCAUGAUUUUCCUACUGGGAACCAUGUGUGGAUCACAGGGUGGGGCGCCACAAGGGAAGGAGGGUUUGCUGCAACCGUGCUCCAAAAGGCCCAGGUUCGAAUCAUCAACAGCACGGUGUGUAACAAAUUGAUGGACGGGCAGAUCACAUCUCGGAUGUUGUGUGCUGGAGUUCUGAGUGGAGGAGUGGAUGCUUGUCAGGGAGACUCUGGAGGUCCUCUGUCCAGUCCAACCGGCUCUCGUUCGUUCCUGGCAGGAGUGGUCAGUUGGGGAGACGGCUGCGCCCGCAGGAACAAACCUGGCAUCUACACAACAGUCACCAAAUUCCGUGGCUGGAUCAAGGAAAAGACAGGAGUGUAGUUUGCUGCAAAAUGAACAAAUCUAUCCAGAGCAUGGACAUAAACUUGGACUGAUAAGUUCUAGAGUACUGAUUUCUGCUGCAGUGAAGCCACUCUUGACUUCCCCUGGCAGUGAAAGCUGUGGAAAAUCCUCUACUCUCCUGAAGAGCAGUUUAUGUCCUCUGCAGUUUUAUGAGGAUGCAAUUGAUGAAAUGAGUUUAAAAUGUAAAUACAAUAUUUUAUUUUUGUGUUUUUUUUGUUGAUGUUUUUGUCUGAAGUGUGUUUUAAUGGAGAACAAUGUUAUCUGCUGCACAAGAAAUAGAUUUUAAGCACCACUGUUACAUUUAUUAUGAAACAUGCAAGCUAGUGUCCUGUGUUUAAUCGGUAGCCAUCGUAAGAAUAUCCCACCACUUUCUCUUGUUGUCUUGUUCUGAUUUUACAAAAACAAAUAACAGCAAGCUCAGUCCAUCCUACCUCCUAUGGCUUGGUAUUUUAUGAAUUUUAUUACUGAGUUUGAUUCCAGCAGAGAUCCCUGAAAGUUACUGAUGUGAUUGUUCACCUUGUAGAGCAUUUUUCUUCUCAUGAUAAAUGGUGUUUCAUUCUGACGGACGUGAACUGCUUCUCUAACAUAAACACAGAGUACAGUAAAAUCUGUUUUCUGGUUUUAGUCUUUUAUUUUUAAUGUGAUCUCUCAGCUAUUCACAACCAUGUUAGUGCAGUCUCAUUUUAAACUGUGUAAAUGUGUAUUUUAUAGCAGAUGUUUUUGAAUAAAAAUUUCUAAUUUAA
Messenger RNA from Notolabrus celidotus (New Zealand spotty), 3753 nucleotides. RefSeq names its product suppression of tumorigenicity 14a (gene st14a). Gene Ontology annotation, cellular component: membrane. Bases 446 to 2989 code for a protein of 847 amino acids. The record is from RefSeq and is a predicted model, not a curated record. NCBI's taxonomy places the organism in Eukaryota, Metazoa, Chordata, Actinopteri, Labriformes, Labridae. Gene Ontology annotation, molecular function: serine-type endopeptidase activity; protein binding. The transcript is spliced from 19 exons. Gene Ontology annotation, biological process: proteolysis.